Messenger RNA from Stegodyphus dumicola, 2473 nucleotides. Its product is annotated as alpha-1,3-mannosyl-glycoprotein 4-beta-N-acetylglucosaminyltransferase C-like. Gene Ontology annotation, biological process: protein N-linked glycosylation. NCBI's taxonomy places the organism in Eukaryota, Metazoa, Arthropoda, Arachnida, Araneae, Eresidae. Gene Ontology annotation, molecular function: acetylglucosaminyltransferase activity. The record is from RefSeq and is a predicted model, not a curated record.
CUUAAGAUCGCCUCCCAAAGGAAAACAAUGAACUUUAUUCCUCGUUCGGAAACAUUUUGUCACAGAUGAACUUCUUUGAUCGCUUAAUGCUGGUCAGAGAAUUAACUCGUCUCUUCUUUCCAAACAACUGAUGAAUCUCAAGACAAAAAUUAUGCCUUAAGAUGAGAAAUAUUUUACCUAUUGUUAUUUUGUGCUCUUCUGCAGUUUUUCUAAUCUUCAACUGGUACUGGAUGUCCAAAUAUUUUCGUAAUACUUGGAAAAAUGGAGGAGUAUUUUCAUCUGUUGAGGACUGCAGAUCUGCUCGUCGGCACGAUGUUUUUAUGUGUGAAAAAUGCAAAUCGAAAGAAAACAAGGUUUUAAUUAACAAGACAGAUGUGCCAGAACUACUCGGAGAUGUGUGUUUAAAGCGUGCUCAUUUGUAUGGUACGUUACCAAGAAAUGAAAAAUUUUUGACAAUAGCGAUUCCAACAGUUCUAAGGAGAAAAGAAAAUUAUCUUCGCACAACAUUAGAAUCCUUAUUAAAGAAUAUGGAUGCUGAAGAACAUGAAUUAGUUAUCAUACUGGUACUCUUUGCAGACAGCGAUGCACAGCUACGAACAAAACGAGCCAAAGAAACUGCUCUUCAGUUUUCGGACUCGGUAGGUUCUGGUUUACUACUUUUGGUUCAACUUUUACCCGAAUAUUACCCCGAAAGUAAAAUAACACGACGGACGUUUAAUGAUUCUAUGGACAGAAUUAAAUGGAGAUCAAAACAGGUCUUAGAUUUUGCCUUUCUCCUUAACUGCUCCCAGAACUUAUCGAAAUACUUCCUGAUUUUGGAAGACGAUAUUAUUGCUACAAAGGAUUACGUGUCUGCUAUACAGAAAUUCGUUAAUUCGAAAUCCAACAAUGAUUGGGUAUCUUUGACGUUUUCUGGAUUUUACAUCAUAGGAAGGCUUUUCAGAACCGAAGACUUAAAGAAACUUAGUAAUUUUUUACUCAUGUUUCAUUUAGAAAAACCUGUCGAUCUACUGAUUAUGCAAUAUUUAGAUCUUUUGGUGCCAAGCACCGAAUACGUUACGCGUAGAAUACCUGGACUGUUCCAACAUAUAGGACUCUUUUCGUCACUUGAUGGAAAAGUUCAAAAGGCAAAAGACAGAAGUUUCUCGUCCAGCCCUCGGGUAUUUAAUUUUGAAAAUCCUCCAGCGGACGUUGUAACCACUUUGAAAGUCUACAAAAAGCAUUAUCCAGAAUCCUGUUACUAUCCUUCCAAUAAAUUCUUCUGGGGUAGCGCUCCCAAAGUCAAUGAUACUUUUGAUGUCAUUCUCCGUAAAUCUACGAAAAUCAAAAGAAUAUUUAUAAAUUCCGGGCACAAGUCACAUCCAGAAGACGUAAUUAAAUAUGCCGAGCUGCAAAUUUCUCCUUAUUACGAGAAUAUGAUCACAGAUAGAAAAGCACAUUGUAAAGAAUUUCGUGCAGUAGCUGUGUUUGAGAAAGGCAAAGUAGACGUCUCGUCCAAUUUUACAUCAAGACUGGAACAGGUACAAUGCUUGAGAAUUGAAUUUACAAAGAAACAGACAAACUGGAUAAUUAUAAAUGAAAUUUCCAUUGACGCUGACAAUCCUUUCGAAAAUCAUUGACCAGAAACCUUAUAAGAAAUUUCAGUAGAUAUUUAAGAGGGUUUUCUAGCUUCCAAUAUCCGAUCUUAUAGUUUUGUGAGUUUUUAAUUUUAAACAAUGAAAUUUUAUUUUAUCUUGAUCAGUACACGAUUCUAAUUCUCUUUAAAUCAAACAAUAUAUAUUGUUGUACAUCACUUGUAAACAUUAACAUUUUUAUAUCGAAAGCAUCCCAAGAACUUCCUCGGAAUAUCGUGAGGAUGUUGCUCAUGGGAUAAGUACACAUCCUUUAGGAUAUCCCGGAGUAUCGACGUAACCAUCGACACACAUCCUACCAAGUGCUUAAUAUCACAUACCAGUAUAUCCUCAGUACAUCCUGACUAGGUCCUAUCGAUAGCACACGGGAUGUUAUCGGGUUUGAAGUUCUACUUACUACAUCCUCAGGACAUCCCAAAAUAUCUCCCUAACCUGCUAAAUACAUUUUCCUGAGUGUUUAGUAUCACAUUCCAGUAUAUCCUCAGGACAUCCUGACUAGAUCCCAUAGAUAGCGCACGGGGUGUUAUCAGAUUUGAAGUCUUAUUAAUGCAUCCUCGAGAAAUCCCAGUACAUCCCAGUUUCCUCCUAAACACGUUCUUCCAAAUUAGUAACUUCACAUCCCAAAAUAUCCCUAAUACAUCCUCACUGGCUAGUGUCAUAUCCAGGGCGUCAAAGGGCCAUGAGCAACCCCCUUUUUUGUAUACACAUUUAUAAAAAAUAAAGAUGACAUUAUUUUGCUAAUAUUCUUAUUGAAGAAAGUUUGUUUUGAUUUCCUUCCGUAUUCUUUCUUAUCCAAAGAGAUCACACAUGCCUGUUCUGUUAAUGCUUAUGCCUAUCAUUCA